Messenger RNA from Nelumbo nucifera (sacred lotus), 1781 nucleotides. RefSeq names its product F-box/kelch-repeat protein At1g22040-like. Lineage: Eukaryota; Viridiplantae; Streptophyta; Magnoliopsida; Proteales; Nelumbonaceae. The record is from RefSeq and is a predicted model, not a curated record. Gene Ontology annotation, molecular function: protein binding.
CUCAAUCCGUCCCUCUCUCACUGUACUCCCACCGUCCCUGUUACGUAGUAAACCAAGAAAAAGUGCUGUUUGACUGACCUUCUGUCCCCCGGCUCCCCACGUGAAGCACGCUCACCUCAGCUCAGACCCAACAUCACUCCAAAAUCCAAAUCCCCAAGCAAUCCAACUAGACAGCAAAUCAAACAGGAAUUUCUCUUCUGCUGCAUAAGUAACUCAAUCGGCAGCAGUCGGCACCCACAAGCCACAGGCCACAACAUCAUAGACCACAAUGGAAGGAGAAGCAGCAGCAGCUGAAGCAACUCCCAUCAUACCUGGCCUUCCCGACGACCUUGCCUUGCUCUGCCUUGCCCAUCUCUCACAUUCCCAUCUUGCCUCUGCUCGCUCUACCUCACGCAUCUGGAGAGCCACUCUCUCUCCUUCCAUUCUCAACCCAAUUCGGAAAUCCUUAAAUCUCCCUUCCCAACAACUCCUCUUCCUUUCCCUCUCACCCUCCGACUCCUCUGCUGAUGAGCUCCACUGGUGCAUUGUCGAUCCUCUCUACCAUCGUUGCCUGUCGCUCCCUAAACCAGCUGCUGAUACCCUCACUUCUCUACUUUCUCGCCGUGCUAUUUCCACUACUGGCCACAUUUUCCUGCACUUCAUUCGGAGCCUAGAUGAACCUUAUCUUAGCCUCAUCCWGUUUUCCGUCGAACAGUUUGUCAUCAACUCUGGGGCUGCAGCUGCCCACCAUAUGGCUGGCAGCUCACAAGCACCUGAUGUUGAUGCUGCAGCCACUUCCACUUGUCAGGGCAACACUGAUUCUUGUUUGCUCAAGGGUGAAGAAUUGGCCUACGACAUAAUCCAGGUUCCGAAUGAAGACUUCAAUCCUUUAUGGUCUGCCUGGGUUGGCCUUGGUUCGCGUCUCGUUGUUGCUGGUGGGACCAUUGGGAACCAAGCAACGUCCAUGACUAUGACCUUUGAUGGGUGCCAGUGGAACAAGCUUGCUCAAUUGAAUGAGCCAAGAUUCAUGGCUGCUGGGUUUGUCUUUAAGGGUGAAGUCUGGGUGCUGGGUGGCAAGCGACUUGGAGGGGCAGGACUGGAGAUUGUUUCUUCCGGGGAAGUAUUCAUGCCCAAGCUGCAGAAGUGGCAUCUAGUGCCAGAGAUGUGGCCGAAGCACCUGCAAUCACUGGAGGAGAAGGUGCCUUGUGUGGUUUGUUUCAAGGGAAGGAUGUUUGGGCUGAAGAUGGGGUCUAACAUGGUUGUGGUUUGGGAUGAAGGGAGGAAGGGGUGGGACUGCCUGGGUCUGAUAGGGAGAACAUAUGUGGAGAAGGGUUUCAAAGGGAAAAUUCUGGGAGUUGAGGAAGACAGUCUUUGGGCCUUGACUGAGGAGCCAUUCAUGAUAUUUGAGCUUGAAACCAGUGUAGAGAUGGCUCUGAAAUGGGCUAGGCCCUCUGAAGAAACUGUUCAAACUAGAGAAAUAAGGGGACAAUUGAGUUGGAAGAGAAUUGAUUCAGAGCUUGGCUUGGAUGGGUUUCAGCGACUAAUAGACAGCACCUUAAUACAUUUGUAGAAGAGAGAAAGUGGGUCCUUUUUACUUCCCUCUCCUGAAGCUAAGUUAUUCUAGUUUUGAUCAGCUCAAUUUCUGAUUAGUUGAACAGACAGAGCAGAGGAACUCAGAAACUUACGAGUGCUGAGUCUGCUGACUGCUGAUGUUUUGGGUACAUCUGUGGUGAAAAGACAAGGAAAACCCUGUUAUUCAUAAGUAAUAAAAUCCAAAACACAAGGGUGCUUUUGUAUUUUAA